GCUUCUGCUGAGUUGGCGGGUUUGGCCAUGGCCGCUGCCCGCCCUGCGCGGGGGCCGGAGCUCCUGCUGCUGGGGCUGCUGCUGCUGCUGCUGGGGGCCCCGGGCCGGGGGGCGGCCUGGAGCGGGAACGCGACCGGGCCUGGGCCGCGCGGCGCUGGCGGGAGCGCGAGGAGGAGCGCGGCGGCCACGGGCCCUCCUCCGCUGCUGAGCCGCUGCGGCCGGGCCGCGCACUGCGAGCCGCUGCGCUACAACGUGUGCCUGGGCUCGGCGCUGCCUUACGGCGCCACCUCCACGCUGCUGGCCGGGGACUCCGACUCCCAGGAGGAAGCGCACGGCAAGCUGGUGCUCUGGUCCGGCCUCCGGAAUGCCCCCCGCUGCUGGGCAGUGAUCCAGCCUCUGCUGUGUGCCGUGUACAUGCCCAAGUGUGAGAAUGACCGGGUGGAGCUGCCCAGCCGCACCCUCUGCCAGGCCACCCGGGGCCCCUGCGCCAUCGUGGAGAGGGAGCGGGGCUGGCCGGACUUCCUGCGCUGCACCCCCGACCACUUUCCGGAAGGCUGCCCGAACGAGGUGCAGAACAUCAAGUUCAACAGCUCGGGCCAGUGUGAAGCGCCCUUGGUCCGGACCGACAACCCCAAGAGCUGGUACGAGGACGUGGAGGGCUGCGGGAUCCAGUGUCAGAACCCGCUCUUCACCGAGGCCGAACACCAGGACAUGCACAGCUACAUCGCCGCCUUCGGCGCCGUCACGGGCCUCUGCACGCUCUUCACCCUGGCCACAUUUGUGGCUGACUGGCGGAAUUCGAAUCGCUACCCUGCUGUCAUCCUCUUCUACGUCAACGCAUGUUUCUUCGUGGGCAGCAUCGGCUGGCUGGCCCAGUUCAUGGACGGGGCCCGCCGGGAGAUCGUUUGCCGGGCAGAUGGCACCAUGAGGCUGGGGGAGCCCACCUCCAAUGAGACCCUGUCCUGCGUCAUCAUCUUUGUCAUCGUGUACUAUGCCCUGAUGGCUGGCGUGGUCUGGUUUGUGGUCCUCACUUACGCCUGGCACGCCUCCUUCAAAGCGCUGGGCACCACCUACCAGCCUCUCUCGGGCAAGACCUCCUACUUCCACCUGCUGACAUGGUCCCUGCCCUUCGUCCUCACCGUGGCCAUCCUUGCUGUGGCCCAGGUGGACGGGGACUCUGUGAGCGGCAUCUGUUUUGUGGGCUACAAGAACUACCGAUACCGUGCCGGCUUCGUGCUGGCCCCCAUCGGCCUGGUGCUGAUCGUGGGAGGCUACUUCCUCAUCCGAGGAGUCAUGACUUUGUUCUCCAUCAAGAGCAACCACCCCGGGCUGCUGAGCGAGAAGGCAGCGAGCAAGAUCAACGAGACCAUGCUGCGCCUGGGCAUUUUCGGCUUCCUGGCUUUUGGCUUCGUACUCAUUACCUUCAGCUGCCACUUCUACGACUUCUUCAACCAGGCUGAGUGGGAGCGCAGCUUCCGGGACUACGUGCUGUGCCAGGCCAAUGUGACCAUCGGGCUGCCCACCAAGAAGCCCAUCCCCGACUGUGAGAUCAAGAAUCGCCCCAGCCUGCUGGUGGAGAAGAUCAACCUGUUUGCCAUGUUCGGAACUGGCAUUUCCAUGAGCACCUGGGUGUGGACCAAGGCCACCCUGCUCAUCUGGAGGCGCACCUGGUGCAGGCUGACGGGGCAGAGCGAUGACGAGCCCAAGAGGAUCAAGAAGAGCAAGAUGAUCGCCAAGGCCUUCUCCAAGCGCCGCGAGCUGCUGCAGAACCCGGGCCAGGAGCUCUCUUUCAGCAUGCACACCGUCUCCCAUGACGGGCCCGUGGCUGGCUUGGCCUUCGACCUCAAUGAGCCCUCCGCCGAUGUCUCCUCCGCCUGGGCCCAGCACGUCACCAAAAUGGUGGCCCGGAGAGGAGCCAUUCUGCCCCAGGAUGUGUCUGUCACGCCCGUGGCGACGCCAGUGCCCCCGGAGGAACACGCCAACCUGUGGCUGGUGGAGGCCGAGAUCUCCCCGGAGCUGGAGAAGCGCAUGGGCCAGAAGAAGAAGCGGAGGAAGCGCAAGAAGGAGGUGUGCCCGCUGGGGCCGCCCCCGGAGCUGCACCGGCCCGCUCCCGCCCCUUCCAGCAGCGCCGUCCCGCGCCUGCCGCAGCUGCCCCGGCACAAGUGCCUGGUGGCUGCAGGUGCCUGGGGCACCGGGGAGCCCUCCCGACAGGGAGCCUGGACCCUGGUCUCCAGCCCCUUCUGCCCGGAGUCCAGUUUGCGGCAGGAUCCGUUCCUGCCCAGCGCGCCGGCCCCCACGACCUGGGCUCAGGGCCGCCGCCAGGGCCUGGGGCCCAUGCACUCCCGCACCAACCUCAUGGAGGCGGAGCUCAUGGACGCAGACUCUGAUUUCUGAGCCUGCGCAGCCGGACCUGGAGCAAGCACCAGCCGUGGCUCCUCUUCCUCCCUGAGAACCGUCCCCAGGGAGCGCCCUCCCGGGAGAGCUGUGUGUGUGUCUGGCUCGGAGCAGCAGGACUGUGGAAAAGAGCCUAUGACAUCCCCACAGGCAGGCCUCACCCCAGGGCAGGGCCCGGGGCACAGGGCAGGGGCUUGGGCCCCACUCAUGGUGCCUGGCACGCAGCGUCCAUCUCCCACGGGGUCACCAGGUGUGCAGAGCUUGUGGGAGGUGGCGCCUGGCAGGCAGCCCUGACAGUAGCUAGAGUUGGGGCUGUGGGGCUUGCGACUGGCAGGUGCAGGCUGGCGGCCCUUGUCUGUGCUAAUGAGUGUCCCCUCUGAGCUCUUGUGGCAGAGGUCAGGGCUGCCUUCCUUCUCCACGUGGUUGUGGGGCCGCGACCUCUGAACAGGUGGCGCCAAGCCCAAACCCCUCCUCCCAUCUCCAGCACCCUGGCGUGUCAGUAAGAGCAGGCCGGCCUCCCGAGGAUGGCUUCAGGGCGCGGAACUCUGUCUCCAGGUGCCACCUGGCUUCAGCCCUGGAGCCUCGGCCCGGCGUGGGGUGGAAGCAGCGAGGGGAGACAGCAUCUCCUGCUGGCGUCCAUCCAGCGGGGAUGGAGCCUUGGACUUGGGCAAGCUGCCGUGGCUUCAGGCCGGCAGGAAGGCUUCCCCCAGCUCUGCCCAACGUGGGCGGGGAGAGUCCUGUCCACGCAGCCUCCAGCUUGUCCCCAAGGCCCCACGCUGAAGAACCAGACAGCAGGAAGCCUUAGGAGCUGGCUGGGUUCCAGGUGAGGGGCACGGGGAGGGGAGAAGUAUAAACAGUAAAUAAAAGGUUUUUGUAUAAACU
This is a messenger RNA of Lepus europaeus (European hare), 3276 nucleotides long. It is a transcript of the gene SMO, whose product is annotated as smoothened, frizzled class receptor. Gene Ontology annotation, biological process: positive regulation of smoothened signaling pathway; smoothened signaling pathway; central nervous system development. Gene Ontology annotation, molecular function: transmembrane signaling receptor activity; patched binding. NCBI's taxonomy places the organism in Eukaryota, Metazoa, Chordata, Mammalia, Lagomorpha, Leporidae. The transcript has 12 exons. The coding region runs from base 28 to 2394 and encodes 788 amino acids. The record is from RefSeq and is a predicted model, not a curated record. Gene Ontology annotation, cellular component: plasma membrane; cilium; dendrite.